Messenger RNA from Truncatella angustata, 1032 nucleotides. RefSeq lists its product as uncharacterized. Lineage: Eukaryota; Fungi; Ascomycota; Sordariomycetes; Amphisphaeriales; Sporocadaceae. Gene Ontology annotation, molecular function: nucleic acid binding. The transcript has a single exon. Bases 1 to 1032 code for a protein of 343 amino acids. The record is from RefSeq and is a predicted model, not a curated record.
AUGGUCAAUCACUAUUCCUAUCACGAAGAUCCAACUGUGACUGAAGCAAGCGCGGCUGUCCUGCGAGUUUUAUCGCCGCUGCGGCACCGUGCAAACGAAUUAGCCUUUUCUCCAUCCACCUUGCACAACAAUCGGAACAUUUUCGAGCAUCUUCCGAAUGAAGAAAACUUGGAUAACCCAGAUUUCAGUCUUCAAAUCUUGGCGCAAGCGCUCCUGAACAAUAUACCGCCCCAGCUACCAGCACGCUCACCAUCUUCUGGCCUCCUACCCGACAUCACCGGCGUCGAGCCUUCGACAAUGGCCCAACGUGAGUUUAGCCAGCUCAUGACCAGAAAUCGAUCCUCAACACCUACAGAAGGCAUGAUUGAUACCAUUUAUCGACAAGCUUUCGGUUUCCGUCCUUCGUAUAACGGUGAUGUUCGGAAUCCGGCGAACCGUCCCAACCAAGUCCCCUCGCACCGCAACUGCAAUUUUUGGAUCACAAACCUCCCCAGAGAUUGCACCGAACACGAUCUAGAGAACGCCAUCACCAACGUUGGGUCCAUUUGGGCCAUGUACCUCAACCCACCCGAGCCCUCGAGCGGCCUGUUCAGCACGGCGGCCUCACUCUCCUUCACACGUCUAUCCUCCGCACGUGAUUUUAUGAACCGCUCGCGAUGGGGGGGCUUCAUCGUCAACGGCCGGCGGGCAUGUGUUGGCUGGAACCGCAACCAUAUUGGUCCCCAGACCCCCGACGGCCAUGAUGCUCCCGACCGCUCGCGAGUUCUCAUCAUUGUGGGACCUGUCAACAUCGUGAACCCAGCCAUGCUUACGGAAUUCUUCCGACGCUACUUCUCUUACCGCACGACGGGCAUCGAGACUAUAGGCCAAGACACGGUUGGCUACUCCACGAUGGAGUGGCGGUUCGCCAGGGUUUCGGGACAGGCCAACAUUGCCGCCUCUUGCCUGAGAGGUCUACGCGACCAGCACGGGAUAGACGUCGACUAUUUCUGGGGAACAGAUCCCUGCGAGGCAAACGAGCGACUUAACUGA